UCCGCCGCCGGGCACCUGGGGGUGGUUCGCAGCCUCCUGGAUCACGGAGCCUCCGUCAACCAGACCACGCUGACCAACUCGACGCCGCUGCGGGCCGCUUGUUUCGACGGGCACCUGGAGAUCGUGCGCUACUUGGUGGGGGAGCGCGGGGCUGACCUGGAGGUAGCGAACCGGCACGGACACACUUGUUUAAUGAUCUCUUGCUACAAAGGGCACCGGGAAAUCGCGCGUUACUUGCUGGAGAAAGGGGCUGAUGUGAACCGCCGGAGCGUGAAGGGGAACACAGCCCUGCAUGACUGCGCCGAGUCUGGCAGCUUGGAGAUCCUGCAGCUCCUGCUCCGCUCCAAAGCCCGCAUGGAGAAGGAUGGCUAUGGCAUGACUCCUCUGCUGGCUGCCAGUGUCACCGGCCACACCAACAUUGUGGAGUACCUCAUCCAAGGAGGGCUGCAGCAGGAGGAUGAGGAGGCUGCUGUGGAAGCACUGGAGUUGCUGGGUGCUACGUUUGUGGAUAAGAAACGUGACCUGCUGGGAGCCCACAAGUACUGGCGAAGGGCUAUGGAGCUUCGGUGUGAGGGUGGGCAAUACCUGCCCAAGCCUGAGCCCCGGCAGCUGGUGUUGGCCUACGACUAUUCCCGGGAAGUGAGUUCACUGGAGGAACUGGAAGCUUUGAUCACUGAUCCCGAUGAGAUGCGGAUGCAGGCGCUGCUGAUCCGGGAGCGCAUCCUGGGCCCUUCCCACCCCGACACUUCCUACUACAUCCGGUACCGAGGGGCCGUCUACGCCGACUCCGGCAACUUCGAACGCUGCAUCAACCUCUGGAAAUACGCCCUGGACAUGCAGCAAGGCAACCUGGAGCCUCUCAGCCCCAUGACUGCCAGCAGUUUCCUUUCCUUUGCUGAGCUUUUCUCUUACGUGCUUCAGGACCGCUCCAAAGGCACUUUAGCCACUCACUUGGGCUUCUCGGACCUCAUGGGAGUGCUGAGCAAAGGGGUCCGGGAGGUGGAGAGGGCACUGGUGCAUGGUAAGGACCCUGUGGUUGACUCAGCUCAGUUCACCAAGACACUGGCUAUUAUCCUCCACUUGGUUUUCUUGCUGGAGAAGGUGGAGUGCACCCCGGAGCAGGAGCACCAGAAACGCCAGACCAUCUACCGCCUGCUCAAGUGCAGCCCCCGGGCCAAGAAUGGCUUCACUCCUUUGCAUAUGGCUGUGGACAAAGAUACCACCACGGUUGGACGUUAUCCCGUGGGCAAGUUCCCAUCCCUCCACGUUGUGAAUUUGCUUCUGGAGUGUGGGGCUGACCCGGACAGCCGUGACUAUGACAACAACACCCCCCUGCACGUUGCUGCCCGUAACAACUGCCCCCUGAUCAUGAGUGCUCUGAUGGAGGCUGGAGCCCACAUGGAUGCCACCAACGCCUUCAAGCAGACUGCUUAUGAGUUGCUGGAUGAGAAGCUGCUCACCAAGAGCAUGAUGCAGCCCUUCAAUUACAUCACCCUCCAGUGCCUUGCUGCUCGCGCCCUGGACAAGCACAAGAUUCCCUACAAGGGUUUCAUCCCCGAGGAGCUGGAAGCCUUCAUUGAACUGCACUAGGGUGGGAGAGCUGAAGGUCCCCAGCCUUUCCUGUCACCCAUUUCACCCCACAGAGGUAGUGCAGCCUGAGAUCUCAGGCCAUCCUUGCCCAGGUGCUGAAGGCCAUCGCUGCGAGCUUUGUCCUCAUCUGUCAUCACAGCUGGCGUGUGCAAGGGUAGGGGAGGAGGCUGCUCCAGAGCUCAUGGCUGUCCCUCCUUGUUGUCAUCUUCAGGUACCAGCUAUCUCCAGGGCACUGUAUCCAGAGAGGGCCACAGCCCCUGCUGUGUCCCAUGCCAACUGUCUGGUCCUGAGAAGGAAGGAAAAUGGAGAUCCUUGGCACCUGCAGC
Messenger RNA from Chaetura pelagica (chimney swift), 1916 nucleotides. It is a transcript of the gene FEM1A, whose product is annotated as fem-1 homolog a (C. elegans). The annotation marks the transcript as partial. Lineage: Eukaryota; Metazoa; Chordata; Aves; Apodiformes; Apodidae. The record is from RefSeq and is a predicted model, not a curated record. Gene Ontology annotation, molecular function: protein binding. The transcript has 2 exons.